AUGUAAAGAAAAAAGAGAGGUUUGUAUUUUAUAGAAUAGAUACUUGAUUAUAAAUAAUACAAUAAUUAGAAAUAUUAUCUUGUUAAAUGGUAAGGAUAUAAUAAUAGAGAUUGCACUUGGGAAAAACCAGAAAAGAUACCAAAUAUAGCUUAAUUUUUGCAUUAAUUUGAAGAGAAUGUAAAAUAAUAUGGAUCAAAUUUUUAUCAUAUUGAGAAUGAUGAACCACCUUAAUUAGAAGAUUUUAUUGGGGUACCAAGUCUAUCAAAAUAAAAUUCAUAUGAAUAUCAAUAAGAAUAAAUAAAAAGAUUACAAAUUUAGAUAGAUGAAUUAAAGUCAGAAAUUGAUCAAAUGAAGAAAUAAUAAGAUGAAAUAAUUUAGUUAAUAAAUAUUUCUUAAUAGACUGAAAAAUGCUCAUAACCUAAUUAAUAACAGGAUUAUGAAAUUAUUUAAGAAUCUACAUCAGAAUAAUCUCAGAAAUACACUGAAAUAAAAUAACAAAGUGAAGGUGGAUAUGAAUUUGGAGAUUAAUUAGAUAAAAUUGGUCAAGCAGUUUAAAUUAAAGAUAAAGGUGAUAAGAUGUAUUAUAUAUUAUGGUAAAAAAGACCUAAUGGUAAUUAUGAUUUUAAUUAAGUUUAGGGAUUAUUCCAAAAAAUAGAUGGGUCAAUAGUGAAUAUCUUAUGAAACAUGAUAUAAAGGCAUUGUGUUAAUAUCUUCAAAAAAAAUUAUAAUGA
Molecule: messenger RNA, 731 nt
Organism: Paramecium sonneborni
Lineage: Eukaryota; Ciliophora; Oligohymenophorea; Peniculida; Parameciidae
Source: the annotation of a GenBank genome assembly